Solanum dulcamara is the source of this 2459-nucleotide messenger RNA. RefSeq names its product F-box/FBD/LRR-repeat protein At1g13570-like. The record is from RefSeq and is a predicted model, not a curated record. The transcript is spliced from 5 exons. Gene Ontology annotation, molecular function: protein binding. The coding region runs from base 999 to 2270 and encodes 423 amino acids. NCBI's taxonomy places the organism in Eukaryota, Viridiplantae, Streptophyta, Magnoliopsida, Solanales, Solanaceae.
GAUAGUUUGAAGAUUCCUUACUUCGAAUUGUUAUUUAUUUUCUACAGGUCCUUGGUGAUUUUUGUUAUAAGUGAUCAUUCUGUUCUUUUCUUUAUUUGAGCAGAUAGAAAUAAUAUCUAUUUAGAUUGUUCUGUAAUAAUUUUGUCAUUACAGUAGUGAUUUGGAAAUUAAAUUACUUUUAUUAAUCACCAAAAGAGAUCAAUUCAAAACCACUUCUUAGUGUACAACUUAACUAGCUGUCUUAGAGAUCAAAGCUCAACUAGGGGAAAAUACUUAUCUGCCUCUAAGAAAAAAAUGUGAAGAGGAAAGCUCACCUCUUAGCUAUACAUGGAAUAGUCACAUUAGGAAAUCUUAGUCGCCCAAUUAGUCGACUACUUGAAGUUUCAUUUUGUUAGUGAUGGUUCGAUUUUUCAACCUUGUAAUUCGCUAUCCUCAAUUUUAAAAUAAAAUAAAACAAGUAUAGUCACAUUGUAAUCAUUCUAUCAAAAUAUGGAUUACUUUACUAAUGACAGAUGAAGUCCAUAUGAAUGCCCGAUAUGGUAGAAUAUUCAUGUGGGACUUUCUCAUAUUUUACACGUGUGAUACAUGUUUCUUCUAUUUCUCCAAGUAAAGCUCUUCUCAUCGCAAUGCCUAUUGUGCUGGUUUGACGUUUCAUAAGUGGAGACAAAAUAAAGCGUCCAUGUAAGUGUGUGCCAAUAGUACGAGCAUAGAAAUACCCCACCUCCACCCUCCACCCCACACAUAAGACACUCUAUUUUCACUUGUCCCUUUCCCCUUCAUCUAAAUAGAACCCCUCACUGUCUCAAUUCCUCUUUUCCUUCAACAGCUGAAGCACACAAAAAGGGACAAGGGUAUUUCAUAUCAAUCCUAAGUGUUGGGCCUGGCGUGUACUGAAUAAAGUAUCUCUCUUUCUCUGUCGUCUUGCUUGGGUGCUUCUUCUUGUUCCCAUCGUCAUCUUGGAGAAACUCAAAAUCAAGGUUCUUGGUGAUUAUUGGUAUAUGAUGCCUCCUAAUGGAAGAAACCGUUGUCGAAGUUUAACUCCUGACGUCCUUAGUGACCUUCCUAAUAAUGUAAUUGAUGUCAUUCUGAUGCUUUUACCUUGUAAAGAAGCUGUGAGGACAAGCAUCUUAUCAAAAAGAUGGAGGUAUCACUGGUGUAGGCUGACAAAGUUGACUCUUGAUUGGUCUCUUUGGAAAACAGAAAACGAUUUACUGAACCCUACAGAUAAAUUUACAGAGAUUAUCUCCCAGAUUUUUACCGUUCAUGAAGGACCCCUUAGUAGGUUUACCCUCAAUAUUGUUAAUCUAGAGAGCUGUCCUGAGAUUGGCAACUUCAUAUAUUUAGUCUUGAGGAAUAGUAUUCAACAUCUUGUUCUUCACCUUCCGUUUAGAAAGAUAUACGAAAUGCCUUCUUCACUUUUCACAUGUUCACAGCUGAGGCAUCUAAGUCUUCGCUAUUGCUCAAUACAUGGUCGAUCAGUCUUUCAAGGUUUUGAUAAGUUAAUUAGCCUCAAACUGUGUGAAGUAACAAUUUCUUCUGAAUUGCUGGAGAGUCUUAUAUCUCAUUGCCCGUUGCUUGAGCAGUUGGUGCUGGAUAUCCCAAAACAUUUAAACACAAUUGAAAUUGAUGCCCCCAUGCUGCGAUCGUUUAAUUUCACAGGCAAUAUAAGUUCUAUCUGCCUAAAGAAUGUCCCUCUCCUGGUAGAAGUAUCUCUGGCUGGUUAUCAGAUAGUGACGGAGGAUCUUGAUUUUGCAAAGGUUUUCAAGUCUUGUUCUGCUAUCGAGCACCUCCGCUUGAAUUUCUCUUGUGUCUGGAAAUUUCCUGGAGGAGGAUAUGAAGCACCAGCAAGGCUACCCUUUGAUCUUAACAGUGUCAAACGAUUUUACCUGCCUGAAUUUAUGCUGGUGGAUGCACAUGAGCUCUCAUUGUCUCUUUGCUUGAUAAGAAGUUUCCCAUUCUUAGAAUAUCUCGAAAUUGAUGUAUUCCAUGAAGAUGAAGAUAGUGGUACUGAAGAAUCCGUUGAACUCAAACGUUUAUCGAAUGUGACAUUUAAUCACCUCAGGGAAGUUAAGCUAGUCGCUUUUACUGGAAGAACAUCUGAGAUGCAGCUUAUCAAGCCUUUGUUAGCCAAUUCCCCGGUGUUGGAGAGACUGCUAAUUGAUCGACGUCUUCUUGUUGAUGUUCCUCUUGACACAAGAUUAAGAAUAUUCACUGAGGUAUCAAAUUGUUCGCGUGCAUCACCAAAAGCAGAAGUUGUCUACAUGGAUUGAAUCAGAUCAAGUUCUUCGGCUUGAAGUUAAAAUUGAAAAGAUAGAAACAAACGUCAAUGUAGCAGUAUAUAACUGCUGUGUUUUGCCUUGUCGUAAUGUCUGUUCCAGAACAUGAGCAUUGCUAGAUGGAUGUUUUUGUUUGCUUUGCAACAACAUUGUCAUUACAUGUUUAAGGAUUUGUCUUUUACA